This is a messenger RNA of Pyricularia grisea, 1092 nucleotides long. RefSeq lists its product as uncharacterized. The record is from RefSeq and is a predicted model, not a curated record. The coding region runs from base 1 to 1092 and encodes 363 amino acids. NCBI's taxonomy places the organism in Eukaryota, Fungi, Ascomycota, Sordariomycetes, Magnaporthales, Pyriculariaceae. The transcript has a single exon.
AUGCAUACUAAGCAAGACUCUGACCGGAAAUGGGGGCCCAUUCUCAUCGUGGGCGGUUCUGGCCGCCUCGGUUACUUCAUUGCUCGGGACCUCCUGCAGCAGCCUGAAUGCAGCCGCGUAAUCUCAAUCAGCCGGACGCCAGCAGUAAUGCACCGCUGCGAGGGUGUUGAGUACAGAGUAGCCGACAUCCGAGACAGCGAGGCCGUUGCCGCCAUCAUGGCAGAGGUUCAGCCAGAAACCAUCAUCAACUCGGCCUCUCCGCCUCACACCGUCGAGACUGUCACCUCAAAGGCCGACUUUGAAGAGUUCUUUGGCGAGACCCAAGACAAACUAGUGGCAGCGGCUCGCAGAUUUGGAACCAAGUAUUUUGUUUUUACGUCAUCUUCAUGCGUCAUCGAGGGCUACAACCACUACGACGCGGACGAAAAAGCACCCAUGUGGCCAGAGAACUCCAAGGCUUAUCCGUACUGGGUCCAGCGUGCCAAAAUGGAAAAACGUCUUUUGGCCGCGGACUCGCCCGAACUGCAAUUCGUGGCCCUCCGCCUGCCCCUUAUCAUCGGGGAGAGGGACUAUGCCUUCGUGCCGUCGAUGGUCAAGGCGUUUGAAGACGGCCAGACAGGAUUUCAGAUUGGGAGCGGCCACGGAAAGCUCACGACCGUCUCGGCCGACGACGCAGCGAGGGGGCAUGUCCUGGCUCUGCGGGGGCUCAUGAGGCCCGGGAACGACGUGCACGGCGAGGCAUUUUACAUUAUAGGCAAGAAGCCCGUGAUCUCGUUCCCGGCAAUGGCGCGCGUGGUCUGGGUCGAGGUGGGUUGGAAACCGUCACCACCGUCCUUCACAAUGCCCGAGUGGGCGGCCAAAUUCUUAGUGGCGGCUUACGAGACGCUCAUAUGGCCAUUUGGGGUCACUCCACUACUAACCAGUCAUAUGUUGAGCAUCAUGUGCAAUACUUGGACCUACAACGAUACCAAAGCGAGGGAACGGUUAGGAUACAUGCCCAAGGACGACACGGUAGAUGCACUGAGGAAGGGGACUAGAUGGUUCCUGGAAAGCCGGGACGAGCACCGACAGAGCGAACCAAAUCGCACCUGA